GGGAAAUAUGGAAAAUCACAUUAUUAGCCAUACGAAACAAAUGAGUCACGAGACAUAAGAAGACAAAGAGACAGAGUCACAGACUAUUCGUCUUCUACCUUCUUCUAACUCACUUCAUUUUCACCAAAACCAACAAAUAUAUUCUUCUCACUUUCCGAGCUUUCCAGUUCAACUAUGGCGGCUCCGAUCAUACUUUUCUCUUUCCUUUUAUUCUUCUCUGUCUCUGUCUCGGCACUUAACGUCGGUGUUCAGCUCAUACAUCCCUCCAUUUCCUUGACUAAAGAAUGUAGCCGGAAAUGUGAAUCAGAGUUUUGUUCAGUGCCUCCAUUUCUGAGGUAUGGGAAGUACUGUGGACUACUUUACAGUGGAUGUCCUGGUGAGAGACCUUGUGAUGGUCUUGAUUCUUGUUGCAUGAAACAUGAUGCUUGUGUCCAAUCCAAGAAUAAUGAUUAUCUAAGCCAAGAGUGUAGUCAGAAGUUCAUUAACUGCAUGAACAAUUUCAGCCAGAAGAAGCAACCGACGUUCAAAGGUAACAAAUGCGACGCUGAUGAAGUGAUUGAUGUCAUCUCCAUUGUCAUGGAAGCUGCUCUUAUCGCCGGCAAAGUCCUCAAGAAACCCUAACUAUUUAUAUAUAUUUUUCUAUAUUUCUAGUUACAAUUGUUUCCCUUUUUUUCCCCCUCAGGACAUUUGUCUUAAUUUAUCAAAAUACUAUUAAGUAAUACUAUAGCUUUUUUUUUUUUGUCAAACUUAGGCCUUGUUAGAGGACUAGUGUAGGUGCCAGUGAAUCAGCAAUAGGGUCUCGAGGAAUUAAUAAACGGUCAAGGUGAACGGAUAUAUAGGUUUUUUGGUCUCCAAGCGUUAUUUACAUGGUGGCAUUGUUACAUUGAAGUUAUCUACACAAUUGCAUAAAUACUUUCAAUUUUGUUAAAAGGGAAUGUAAUAAGGUAACCCAUCACUUAGCUAGAUUAACCUAUAAUCAACCAUUGUUCUUAGCUGAUUCUGUUUCUCCGCCUCUUUGGCUCAAAGAACUUCUGUAUAUCGAUUCUUCAAAUUAAUACAAUAAGUGUUUAGACGGA
Messenger RNA from Arabidopsis thaliana (thale cress), 1076 nucleotides. It is a transcript of the gene PLA2-ALPHA, whose product is annotated as Phospholipase A2 family protein. Bases 175 to 621 code for a protein of 148 amino acids. The transcript has 4 exons. Gene Ontology annotation, cellular component: endomembrane system; extracellular region; Golgi apparatus. Gene Ontology annotation, molecular function: A2-type glycerophospholipase activity; calcium ion binding. Lineage: Eukaryota; Viridiplantae; Streptophyta; Magnoliopsida; Brassicales; Brassicaceae. The record is from RefSeq and is marked reviewed. Gene Ontology annotation, biological process: arachidonate secretion; phospholipid metabolic process; lipid catabolic process.